This is a messenger RNA of Corylus avellana, 2570 nucleotides long. RefSeq names its product cellulose synthase-like protein H1. Gene Ontology annotation, cellular component: membrane. Gene Ontology annotation, molecular function: cellulose synthase (UDP-forming) activity. NCBI's taxonomy places the organism in Eukaryota, Viridiplantae, Streptophyta, Magnoliopsida, Fagales, Betulaceae. Gene Ontology annotation, biological process: cellulose biosynthetic process. The record is from RefSeq and is a predicted model, not a curated record.
UUAACAAACACAGUCUUGGAGGUUUAAACACCUUCAAUACGACAGAGAUACUGAUCUAUUUCUUUGUACUCCAUGGCCACUCAGAACUCUCUCCCUCUGUAUGAAAGAAUCCAGCGCAAAAACACCGUACAAAGAGCCAUUGACAUUAUAAUCUUGUUCCUUCUCUUUUCUCUCCUUAUUUAUCGUCUCCACUUCCUCAACGACCAUGGCCUCACUUGGCUCCUUGCCUUCCUAUGCGAAUCAUGGUUCUCCUUCGUUUGGGUUCUAAUCAUGAACAACAAAUGGAACGCUGUAGAAUACAAAACAUACCCGGACAACCUCUUGCCAAGGGUAACCGAGCUUCCUUCAGUGGACAUGUUUGUGACAACUGCCGAUCCUGUGCUUGAACCUCCUAUCAUCACCAUAAACACCGUGCUCUCUUUGUUGGCGGUUGAUUACCCAGCUCACAAGUUAGCUUGCUAUGUAUCCGAUGAUGGCUGCUCUCCUCUCACCUUCUACUCUCUUGUCGAGGCCUCAAAGUUUGCUAAGUUUUGGGUUCCAUUCUGUAAGAAGUACAAUAUUCAAGUCAGAGCUCCAUUUAGAUAUUUUGCCGACGACUCCCUAACGUUCAAUGAUAUCUCUUGGGAAUUCCAACAAGAAUGGAAAAGGAUGAAGGUGGAGUAUGAGCAGCUUUGCCAUAAAAUUGAGGAUGCCGCCCAAAAGUCCAUGCCAUGUGAUUUUACUGGAGAGUUUGCGGAAUUCUCAAAUGUAGAUCACAAAAACCAUCCAACUAUUAUCAAGGUUUUGUGGAAGAACAAGGAAGGUCUUUCAAAUGGAUUACCGCAUUUGGUGUAUGUAUCUAGGGAAAAGCGACAUAAGCAUCCACAUCAUUACAAAGCAGGUGCCAUGAACGUUCUAACGAGAGUAUCUGCAUUGAUGUCAAAUGCUCCCUAUAUGCUGAACGUUGACUGUGAUAUGUUUGUCAACAACCCAAAAGUUGUUCUUCAUGCAAUGUGCCUGCUACUUGGUUCCAAGAGUGAAAAGGAAAUUGCAUAUGUUCAGUUCAAACAAGUGUUUUACAAUGGAUUAAAGGAUGACCCCUAUGGCAAUCAGUUCGUGGUUUUUAUUGAAUUUAUGAUGCGUGGAAUAUCUGGAAUUCAAGGACCUUUUUAUGGGGGAACCGGAUGUUUCCAUAGACGAAAAAUUAUUUAUGGCCUAUCUCCAGAUACCAUGGAAUCAAUUAAUGGAAAAUUGGUUGAGGAUAAGCUUUUAGAAUUUGGGAGUUCAAAGGAGUUGAUCAAGUCUGUAGCUUAUGCUUUGAAAGGGAAGACAGGCCCAGCUGACCAUCUUUGGGACUCCAUUGAAGCAGCACACCAAGUCGCCAAUUGCGGCUACGAAUUUAGUACGAGCUGGGGUACAGAGUUGGGUUGGAGAUAUGGAUCAAUGACAGAAGAUGUUUUAAUUGGGCUAACAAUCCAUAAAAAGGGUUUGAGGUCUGUCUAUUGUGCACCCAAUCCAUCGGCAUUUUUAGGGUGUGCACCCACAGGUGGCCCUGCCGCAAUGAACCAGCAAAAGAGGUGGUCCACCGGCUCGCUGGAAAUUCUAUUCAGCAAAAAUUGUCCAAUAUUUGCCUUCCUCUUUGCAAAGCUCCAAUUCAGGCAGUGUUUGGCCUAUUUGUGGUUCUUCUUGUGGGGCCUACACUCCGUCUAUGAGAUCUUCUAUGUUGCUCUUCUAGUGUACUCUAUCAUCACCAACUCCCAUUUAUUACCUAAGGUUGAAGAACCAGCAUUUUAUGUACUGGUUGCUCUCUUUGUCAUUUACAACCUAUACACUUUAUCCGACUACCUAAGAACUGGCCAAUCAGUCCGAGCUUGGUGGAAUAACCAAAGAAUGGCAAGAAUUACCAUCAUGAAUGCAUGGUUCUUUGGAUUUCUGAGUGUCAUGUUGAAGUUGUUGGGAAUAUCUGAGACCGUAUUUGAAGUUACAAAAAAAGACCAAUCUAGUGAUUCUACCAAUGAUGAUGAUGCUGGUAGGUUCACCUUCGAUGAGUCCCUAAUUUUUGUGCCUGGCACAACCACUUUGCUGCUACACUUAACUGCACUAUCUAUGAUCUUGUUUAAGUUGCAACCACCAGCUGAUGAUGGGCAUGGGUCGGGGCUAGGGGAGGUCUUGUGUAGUGUGUGGUUGGUUCUAUGCUAUUGGCCAUUUUUGAAAGGGUUAUUUGGGAAAGGAAAGCAUGGGAUCCCCAUAUCCAUCAUAUGCAAGUCAGCUGCGUUGGCCUUACUUUUUCUGCACUUUUGUAGAAGGACCAUAAUGGGUUGAGACUAUGUUUAUUGGAGUUUUUUUUCUCCCGAUUGUUAUAUCCAUCCGAAUGGGCCGCGGUUGUCAAAGCUGCAUUUCCAAACGAUUUCCGCAUUCCUGGAUCUCCUUCUGUUCUCAGAGGUGCCUGUUGCCUUCCUUGGUUUGGUUUUUCUGUGUUUUUUUUUUUUUUUUCUUUCUUUCUUUUUGUUUCGUCUUUCCCUUUCCCUGUAUUGUGCUUCUGUAACUCUGUUUGUUGUUGAAUUAAGUUAUUGUUAUUAAAAUAAUAAUAA